Molecule: messenger RNA, 423 nt
Organism: Aethina tumida (small hive beetle)
Lineage: Eukaryota; Metazoa; Arthropoda; Insecta; Coleoptera; Nitidulidae
Product: lysozyme c-1
Exons: 1
Coding region: 1-423 (140 amino acids)
Source: RefSeq, a predicted model, not a curated record
AUGAAACUUCUCCACUUCACAUCACUUCUCCUUAUGCUCAUCGUCUGCACAACAGAAGCCAAAAGAUACGAACGCUGCGAAUUCGCCAGAUAUUUACUAAACCAUGGUUUCAACAAAACCGAAAUAGCAACGUGGAGUUGUCUGGCAGACCACGAAACCAAAUACGACUCCAAAACACACAACAAAGACACCGGAGAGUUUGGGAUACUGCAGAUCAAUUCGAAACACUGGUGCAGCCAAAAGAGUGGAGGAUGCGGUAUCCCGUGCCAAAGUCUUUUGGAGGAUGACAUCGCGACUAGUUUGGAAUGUGCCAAAAUGGUUUUUGAGGACACUGCACGUUACAAGGACAGUGGAUUUGACGCUUGGUACACUUAUAAAUUCUGCAAGGAGAAUCCUAACAGAUAUAUUGUAGGAUGUUUCUAA